AUGGUGUUCCUUAUGGAGACACGGCUUAAGGAAGAGGAAGCUAUUGCUGUUAAAAAUAGAACCAAGUUUGGAGAGUGUUUUGUUGUGGGGUGCUCAGGCAGCGGCAAGGAGCGGGCGGGAGGUGUGAUGCUAAUGUGGAAAGAUAGUCUUGGAGUUUCCAUUGUCUCACAUUCUUUAAAUCAUAUAAAAGGAUCUGUCUUUGAAGAGGGAGAGGACCGAAACUGGAAUUUCAUAGGAAUUUACGGUUUCCCGGAGGAGCAGAACAAGAGGAAAACGUGGGAGCUUCUGAUGGAUUUGAAUACUCUUGUUGGAGAGGGUCUUAUCUGUUUUGGAGAUUUCAACGACAUCUCAAAUAACGUAGACAAACAAGGAGGAAAUCUCAGAUUGCAGGCUCAACUUCAAUGGAGCAGGCGGGCGAUGGAGGUUUGCAAUUUGACUGAGAUGAAUUUUGAGGGUUAUCGGUUUACAUGGUCGAAUGGCAGAAAAGAUAAGGAGAAUAUACAAUGCAGACUUGACCGUGGGCUCGUAAAUCCUAUUUUCUUGGAGAUGUUUCCAGGCUCUAAGGUGACCCACCUCCCACGUUUUGGAUCGGAUCAUGCGGCUAUGCGAAUUGAUAUCCUGGAGAAGAUGCCAGGCGAAAUCCCUAGAAGACGAUACCUAUUCAUAUUCGAAGAAGCUUGGUUAAAAGACCCGAAUUGUGAAGAGCUAGUCAGGAGAUGCUGGAGGGAGCCAGGGAGUAAUGUUAGGCGAAAGCUUAAUGCUAUCAAAGGCCUGCAAACGAGUUUCAGAGAAUACCGGACCGGAGCGAUAUCCAAAGAGCUCAAAAGGGUUGAAGGCCUUAUGCGAAAAGAUGCUUGCUGGAUGCCGGAUUCUCAAAGCAUUGCUGAGCACAGAGCUGAGGUCCAUGAUGUUUGCAAGGUUGUGAAAGGAAAAUUAUCAGAUGAGCAUAGAGGGUGGUGUGGAUUACCGUACUCGACAGAGGAAGUCAAGGAUGCGCUCUGGCAGAUGCAUCCUUCCAAAUCUCCAGGUCCUGAUGGUCUUCCUGCUUUCUUCUUCCAGAAGUAUUGGAGUAUAAUUGGUGGGGAUGUUACUCAGCUUGUGCUGGAAGUGCUGAACGGUACUGUGAAUCCAAGUUUUAUGAAUAAGACAUUCAUUGCUCUUAUUCCUAAGAUGAAAAAUCCAAAUUCCCCAAAAGACUUUCGCCCAAUCAGUCUAUGUAAUGUAGUGAUGAAAAUGGUUACAAAGACGAUUGCAAAUAGAAUGAAGCGAGUGUUACCGGAUGUUAUUGAUGAGGAGCAAAGUGCAUUUGUUAAAGGUAGAUUGAUACGGACAACGCGCUUAUAG
Molecule: messenger RNA, 1344 nt
Organism: Vicia villosa (hairy vetch)
Lineage: Eukaryota; Viridiplantae; Streptophyta; Magnoliopsida; Fabales; Fabaceae
Exons: 2
Coding region: 1-1344 (447 amino acids)
Molecular function (GO): catalytic activity
Source: RefSeq, a predicted model, not a curated record